This is a messenger RNA of Dromaius novaehollandiae (emu), 3225 nucleotides long. RefSeq names its product integral membrane protein 2C (gene ITM2C). Gene Ontology annotation, cellular component: Golgi apparatus; plasma membrane; extracellular exosome. Gene Ontology annotation, biological process: negative regulation of amyloid precursor protein biosynthetic process. NCBI's taxonomy places the organism in Eukaryota, Metazoa, Chordata, Aves, Casuariiformes, Dromaiidae. The transcript has 6 exons. Bases 58 to 828 code for a protein of 256 amino acids. The record is from RefSeq and is a predicted model, not a curated record. Gene Ontology annotation, molecular function: amyloid-beta binding.
CCGGGGCGUGCGCGGCGGCGGCGGCGGCGGCGGCGGCGGCUGGCGGCGUUGGGGGCCAUGGUGCAGAUCGGCUUCCAGCAGGCGCCGGCCGCGCUCAAGGCGGAGAAGGCGGCGGCGGCGGCGGGCGAUGGGGCGGCGGCGGCGGCCGAGGAGCCGCCUGCGGCGGUGCAGGGCCGGAGGGCAUCGCUCAGCGGGGUGUGCUACCUGACCAUGGGCCUCCUCGUGCUGCUCCUUGGCUUGGUCUUCGCAUCAAUGUAUGUGUACAGAUACUUCUUCGUCGCCCAGCUUCCCCGCGAGAGCGUGUUCCACUGCGGCGUCCUCUACGAGGACUCCCUGUACUCGCCGUUCAAAGGGCAGCUGGAGCUGCACGAAGACGUCAAGAUUUACCUUGAGGAGAACUACGAGCAAAUCAACGUGCCUGUACCCCAGUUUGGAGGGAGCGACCCUGCAGAUAUCAUCCAUGACUUCCAGCGAGGCCUGACGGCUUACCAUGACAUAACGCUGGAUAAAUGCUAUGUCAUCGAGCUGAACACCACGAUUGUGAUGCCUCCGCGCAACCUGUGGGAGCUGCUGGUUAACGUGAAGAAGGGGACGUACCUGCCUCAGACAUACAUAAUCCAGGAGGAGAUGAUCGCGACAGAGCACGUCCGGGACAUGGAGCAGCUCGGCUCCUUCAUCUACCGCCUCUGCAGCGGCAAGGAGACUUACCGGCUGAAGCGGAGGAGUGCGAGGCGACGUAUAAGUCGACGUGAGGCUGGAAGCUGUCAUCGCAUUCGUCACUUUGAAAACACUUUUGUGGUUGAAACUGUUAUCUGCAAGAAGUCGUGAAGCCCCUGUCCAGCUGUACUUUUCCUUGGCUUUGCUUGCACACACACGCACACAAAUGCUCUCAGCCCUCUCGUUAGACACAAUAACCCCUAUUACUCUUUUUUUUUUUUUUACUCCCUCUCCUGCUUGUGCAGCUCUAACUUCUUGGGUCCGCUGUGGCCUUGCAGUGGAUUCUCUUCUCUCUGUACUACCUACUUGAGAUGUUUUGCUGGGCUUAAAUUUAUGCAGUGAUCAAAGAUGACCUGUGAGUAGAAGCAACCUCCUCAGCACCGCAGGGGUAGCAGGGGAGGCCGAGGGACAGGAGCACUGGAAAUGGCUGCUCUUUUCCUGGCUGGCGUAAUGCUUUGACGCUGCCGUGGCGCAGAGACGCGAGGUGCACCACAGAAGGAGGGCUACCGUUUCGAUGCUGCUGUAAUGACUAGAAACAUGUAAUCAGAUGUGCUGAGGAAACAUGUAGUUGUGAGGCUACAAUCAGUGUGAUUUGGAAAGCUCAGCAGAUGAGAGGGUUUCUGCCCAAACCACGUAAUGGUGGUCCUAGCCUGCAGUGUGCUCUCUCCCCAAAGACCAGGUCCCCACCGUGGGAAGCAGCCUCUGCCUGCUCUUUCCGUGACCGUCUCCUGGACUCCUCCCUUGCCGCCGGGUGGUCUCCCCCUGUGCGUGGGUCACCCACCGACUGUGGUGGGCCCCUCUUGAGCUCCGCACCUGGCUGGUGUCAGGGGAGGCAGGAGGCCAGGGCACAGGGCGAGGAGAUGGAGCGGGAAUGACACGAAUGAACGUCCUUGCACCCUGGCCAUGAAGCAGAGGACGAGGUGCAAGUCCUUCUCCAUGUCCUCGCUGUGAAGGGACCCAAAUCCUGGCUGACUGGGGUGGCGUUACCUGGAGAAUACGAUUCCUCAGCCUUUCUUCUAACACACAUCGCAUCUGUGGGUCCCCGGCAGAUCUGCCGUCACUUGCCCAACCACACAGGUGAAUCUCUGAGGGAUGAGAGUUGCCAAAACUCCACCGAUGUCCCUUGUCUCAGCCGGUGGAGCAGCAGUUCCCUCUAGCCGGGGUGUGUGCUGGCCACCUCCAGUUCCAGGGAAGGUCAGAGGAGGGAGGACCAGCUACGUUCACACAGGUCUUUCUUCCUGGGCUGUCGAGAUCCCACGUGCAGGUAGAUGGGCACGAUACGUACGUACGAAGCUGUGUCAGCAGCAGCGCUGGUAGUUAGCGGCAUGUGCAGAAGCAGAUUUUUUUGUUUGUUUUUAGAGAGAGAGAAGUAGUGUAUUCUUGUGUAACCCCUCUGUUGAAAGCUGUUUUGAUGGUAAUUACUGUAGCCAUGUUCGCACUGUCUGCAGGCACUGUUGUAGUGCAGAUAUGUGUAUAAGGCCAGGAUUCAGCAGAUCAAUACACUGCAGAGAAAUUGUGUGAACAAAACUGCAUUUCUAUUGAUCAUCAGAGGGAGAAACUGUAGAGCAAUUAUAUAUUCUUCCCUCUGUUCCAUAAAUGUAGUUAAAAUUAAUUAGGCUCUUGAAAUGCAGGCAUUUUUUUGGCUUGAAAGAACAGGGUGAAUUUCAAAUUGGCACGUUCUUGUUAAUUGGUUUCCAGCAAAUCUGGACUUGUUCACCAUCUGUUGAAAUGAGUUUAUUGUUUCAGAAAGAGAAAGGAAAAGGAAACGCAAGUACAAUCAUUAACUCAGCAGAACCAAAAAAGUGAAUAUACUUUAGUAUAAAAUUUUUAAGUAAUAACGAUGUGAGCUAAGAUAUGAAAAACAGAACGGGAUCUCAAAAUGAUCAUCUAAUACAACAGGAUUACAUCCUUAGAGGCUGAGAAUUGAUUUUUGUAUAAUGUAUAGUCAACCAUAAACUUUAAAUUUAAACAGAGAGAGGAGGCGGCUUUGGUCUUGUUCUGCCUUAAGCUUAAUGUAAAAUGAAGAAUCACAAGUGCUUCAUUCAGGUUGGUAAGGAAAAUUUCUCGCUGCCAGAGGGGCAUUUGCUUUUCUAUAGUACCGUUGUGCUUUUCCAGAUAUAACUUGCUCUUAGCUCUAACCUUCCGUUGCAAAGUGGGUGGCAACAAGUGAGAUGGAGGCUUGGUUCUUGUAGUGGAAGUACAGGAAACUGGUAAAUUUAAGCCCUGCAUUUGUUUUGUUUCUGGGAGGGGAAGCCUGCGCCCGGGCGAGCACACGGACCGUCUCCCCUUCCUUCCAGCUCUGCAUGAAUUUGCUGGCAUUGAGUACGCUAGCUGUGCAAUCCCCAGCGGUCAGGGUGGGCCGUAGCUCUGCGCGAGGAGCUAACGUUUCACGGGACGAGGACGCGACUGUCUAGAAAGAGAACGUACAAAUGCUCUGUGUAUUUUGUCUGGUAGGUCUCUUACCUCUUAGGAAACAUCGAUGGGAUAAAUAAAAUCUUUUACCUCUGU